Molecule: messenger RNA, 1089 nt
Organism: Varroa destructor (honeybee mite)
Lineage: Eukaryota; Metazoa; Arthropoda; Arachnida; Mesostigmata; Varroidae
Gene: Mic26-27
Product: MICOS complex subunit 26/27
Biological process (GO): cristae formation
Cellular component (GO): MICOS complex
Source: RefSeq, a predicted model, not a curated record
CUGCGCUCUCUCCCUACGAAAGUGUUUUGUUGGGUUUGUGUGUCCUGAAUAGUGCGGUUCUGGUGUUUUUUUGCAAGAUAGCCAUGGCUCCUAUCAUGAUGCUCAAGACUCAGUGUGCAGAAGCAACGAAGGUCAAGGCUUCAGAAGCGGAGAAGAAAUGCAAGCCUUGCUGCGUUGGAAAAAAGAUGUUCAAACCCCAGGAGCUGCCGCUGUACGGUUGUCCGGAGUGUCCCUCAAAAUUUGAUGUCAUUGAAGCAACUCCGUGCCAGCUAGAGGCUGCUGUUAAAGGAGUUCGGCUUGCGGUUACGCCCACACUUAUGGCUAUUAAGCAAAUGAGUGAUCGUGGAGUUGAGAUUGUCGACACUGCUGUAGCUCAUACGAAAUCCUCCUGGAAGUAUGUGUCCAGCGAAGGCAACACGACUGUUCGAGGAAUCGCGAUUCUUAGCGGUGGUCUGGUAGGCAUGAUCGUUGCUCGUCGUGGGUUUUUCCGGAAGUUGAUUUUCGGUUCCAUUGGAGCUACUGCUGUGGCCGCGAACGUUUAUCCUGAAGAGUACAAGAAGUACAAAACAGAGACGAAAACUGUCGUAUGCGCAACCGUCAAAACUGCUACUGGCUACGAGCUGGAUGCUGCUUUGAACAAGAUUCAGUUUCCCAAACUGUCGGAGUACAUGCCUUCAGAUUUGUCAUUCUCGUCAUUGUUUGGCAAUUCUGCAGAAAAGAAGGAGUAAUUGAAGAUUACUUACAUUUUAUAUUACCAUACAACGUAAGGUUUUUUUAAGUAAUUUAAAAAUGUUGAAGACCGAAUAAAGCUUCAUAAGUCAAACUAACGGAGUUUUAUUUGGAAUAUUUUGCCCACUUUUGUUCAUACCAUCUGUCCUGAUUUCAUUGAACUUCACGUUGGAACAAAACAAUAAAACACAUAGAUGUAGACAAAACAGGUGCCUCUAAACGUUUCUAAAAAGAAGAGACGAAAAUUCUAGGACUGGUGUUAUAUAGGAAGAUGCACCAUCAUAUAACGGCGAUCCAGAACAAGCAUUUAGAUAGUAAUAUAUCAAUCAAAGUAAUACAUAAAUAAAAAAGUUAUAAUUA